UGCGUACUGCGUCACCAUAGCUGUCACUAAUGUCAGUGUCACGAGCUGACUGAUCUGGUUUGUCGUGGAUCGUGCAAUCAUUCCACAAGUUGAAUUUAAUUUGUCAUGUAAAUUUGUAGAUCAAAUCUAAAUCCCUUUCUCCACAUACCGUAGCAACACCCUUCGUACCGUUAACACAAAAUGGCUAAAGUAUACAAAGCUAUUAUCAGCGCCUCUGAUAAGUUUGUGCCGAAUGCUUUUCGUCCACUAUGGGAACAUCCAGCUGGUCCAAAGACGAUAUUCUUCUGGGCACCGGCAUUUAAAUGGGCUCUUGUAAUGGCGUCUUUGGACGAUUUCCGUCGACCACUGGAGAAGGUGUCCACUACGCAAUCUGGGAGCUUGGCCGCGACUGGCUUCAUAUGGACUCGUUAUUGCCUCGUCAUCGUCCCUAUUAAUUAUUCACUUUCGUUGUGUAACUUUAUGCUGGGUUUGGCUAACGGUGUACAAUGUUUCAGAGCGUACAGGUACCAGCAAAAGAUAAAAACUGAUAAGGAAGCAUAAUUUAAAUGCGUAAGAAUACAAUGACGUUAAAAUACGCAUCAUAUAAUCAUAUAUCUAACAAAUGAUUUAUCAACUAAAUGAUCCUGUCAUUAAGCUAUAUACUUUAUGUACAACAGGCAAGCCAAUUGUUCUUUGCUCUCGAAUACGAAAACGCCACUAAAUACUUUUAUUACUUAUCUAUUUUACGUUCUAUUUUAUGUUCUAUACUAUAGAUUUUAUGAAUUUCAAUAGAUUUUAUAUGGAUUUUUGCUAUUGCAAUUCUCUGAAUUUAUAUUUUAGGCCUGGUACCAAAAUACCAGGUACCUAUCUUAUCAAGUUAUCGCACACUGCUUUGUUUACAUAAACGCGUAUGUAUGGGGCACUCACGGCGAUAGUGCUAAAUUAACAUAUCUAAUAUAAUAAUAUAACGGAAUAGACCCCCUGCUUAAAGGGCAGGCGUGGCCCCAAAAUAGUGCGCCGCUCUUUUUAACUUACUACACCACAUCCUUAAGUAGAGUUACGGUCCCUUGAAAUCGGUUAGUGUAAUAAUAAACUUUUUAGAGCUAACUUAUUUGUUAAAUGUUUCAAGUCUUGGCAUUUUUACAAAGAACCUACUUGUGUAAUAACAAAAAAUGCUUGUCAAUUUUUACCUAACACAACUAACAUGCAUCGAAUAUUUAUUAAAGUAAUUUCUGAAGUCAUUGCUUAGAAGAUACUUGUUCUAGCUACAUGUAUUAUAAACUAUUGUAUAUACUAUAUAUGAUGCUUAAUUUCCUCCACUAAUAUUUUAUACUUAUUUCCUUCUUAAAUAUAUAUAAGUUGUUAUUCUAAUCAGGUCUGCCUAUGUACACCUGGCUGCUACG
Molecule: messenger RNA, 1382 nt
Organism: Hyposmocoma kahamanoa
Lineage: Eukaryota; Metazoa; Arthropoda; Insecta; Lepidoptera; Cosmopterigidae
Product: mitochondrial pyruvate carrier 2-like
Exons: 3
Coding region: 181-540 (119 amino acids)
Biological process (GO): pyruvate import into mitochondria
Cellular component (GO): mitochondrial inner membrane
Molecular function (GO): pyruvate transmembrane transporter activity
Source: RefSeq, a predicted model, not a curated record